UUUAAAAUUACAGGUUUUGCUCUCUGGAAAGCCCUUCGACAAUUCCCUGUAUCGUGCAUCCAUGAGCGCCGCAACUGAAACAGCCACCUUUGCUUCCGGAUGCUUCUGGGGCGUGGAGCACAUAUUUUUGAAGCACUAUCCUCCCGCCCAGGGCAAAGGAAUCGUAAAGACAAGCGUCGGAUAUACUGGUGGCAAGGAGACCUUUCAAAAUCCGAGUUAUAGGGAGGUGUGCUCUGGCGAGACGGAUCAUGCAGAGGCAGUAAAGAUUGAAUUCGAUCCUGCCAUUGUCAAGUACGAUGAGCUUGUUGAGUUCUUCUACCGCACCCAUGACCCUACCACAGCGAACAGGCAGGGCGCAGACACCGGCACCCAAUAUCGCUCAGCCAUAUUCACGCACUCGCCGGAACAAGAGACGAUCGCAAAGCGAGUAACGGAGCAAGUGCAGGCCAAGCACUUCACUCCCAAAGGGAAAUCGAUUGUCACGGAAAUUCUCGAGGUAGGGCCGUGGUGGGAUGCAGAAGAGUAUCAUCAGCUAUAUUUGUUCAAGAAUCCCAGUGGGUACCAGUGCCCAACCCAUCGUCUGCACUGGUGAUUCCUGUUUAAAUAAAUGUGCCUUUGUAAACAUAGUGUACCAAUAUGUACCAAUACGUUUCGAUACAUAUCCUCAUUUCCUUUUUCGUCUCUUA
Molecule: messenger RNA, 686 nt
Organism: Guyanagaster necrorhizus
Lineage: Eukaryota; Fungi; Basidiomycota; Agaricomycetes; Agaricales; Physalacriaceae
Product: peptide methionine sulfoxide reductase
Exons: 4
Coding region: 62-592 (176 amino acids)
Molecular function (GO): peptide-methionine (S)-S-oxide reductase activity
Source: RefSeq, a predicted model, not a curated record